This is a messenger RNA of Homalodisca vitripennis (glassy-winged sharpshooter), 2630 nucleotides long. Its product is annotated as DAZ-associated protein 2-like. NCBI's taxonomy places the organism in Eukaryota, Metazoa, Arthropoda, Insecta, Hemiptera, Cicadellidae. The coding region runs from base 185 to 787 and encodes 200 amino acids. The record is from RefSeq and is a predicted model, not a curated record. The transcript has 7 exons.
UUUUGCAGGAGCUCCAUUGUUAUAAUCUGCAGGCUUCUACAUUGACCGUGGUAAUUAGCAAUUUCUUCUGUGGAUUUUGUUGAAAUUUUACGUUUGGAAAUCUAUAUUAUCAGGUCUAUCUAAAUUAUCUGAGUUCCACAAUGAGUGAUAAGAAGGAUUGGAGACUCUAUUACGAGCCUAUCACAUGAAGAGUUUGUUGGGAUUAUUGUGUAAAGGAUUUCCUGGUGCAACUCAGCCACCACCAACUGGCUAUGUCCCAGCCCCACCCCACCCAGCAGCUGCUUAUGCUGUGCCAGCAGCUUCGCCAUAUGGGAUGUUUCCAGGUCAGGCUCAACUGUACGCUGCUGCCCAAGGCCCUCCCCCAACCUAUGAUCAGGCACUUGCUCACCCAGCUAUAGUUGGACAACAGAUGUAUGGAGCUCCAAGUGCUGCUGCGGCUGCGGCAGCUGCAGCAGCAGCUGCAUCCAUGUACGCCACACAAGGCUACCCGCAGUACCUGGGCUACCCUGCAUCUGCGUACAGCCCCAUGCAGGCAGCUUACUACCCGACUCUAGCCUAUACUACUUAUCCUCAACACCAGUUGAGGCCCACUAUUAUGGUUCCUAAUGGCUAUGAUGGAGGUGCUAGAUUUGAUGGUAUCGCUCAGCCUGUGAUUCCCCCCACUCCUCCUGGUGUUCCUCCCUCCCCUGCACAACUCGCUGCCAUGGCUGGACACAAUGUUGCUUUGACACAGAAGAAGGGGACUUACCUCACGGGCAGUAGUGAUGGAGGGUACACAUUCUGGUAGUGAGCCUGCAUUAAUUUGCUUUCGCUUGCUGCCUGAGUGGUCGUCAGAAGCAUCCACCAAUGCCGCCUAUUCUUGGAUGAGAGAAUAAUAAUAAUAAUAAUAAUAAUAACAACAUAAUAAUAUUGGAGUAAAAAUAAGUUACCUAUAACAUUUCCUCCUUCCUAAUUUUAGCAAUAUUUAUUAUUAUUUCUGUUAAGAGUUAAUUGUUUGUUGGUACUGUUUUUUAAAGAAGGAGGUAAAUUGUAUUUAUAUAUACAUACAUGUUUGCAACUUGUAUGUAUAUAAUAUGUUUUUCAAGAAAAAAUUCUCUAUGGUGGAAAUAAGUCUUCGACAGCAGUCUUUUUGUUCAGAAAACAAAUAUUGUUCUGUGUUAUGUUAUUUUGACAAUGUAAUAAUUGUUAGUUACUUUGUUAUAGUUUUAGUUUGGUUACUCUUAAAUAUUUCAGAUGUUCUAAGUCACAUUUCAGACUGGAUGUUUACCUAAGUUUUUGGUACUAUCUUAAGUUCAAAAAUUUAAUAAGGAAGUAAUAUUUAUCUUAGUUGUCAAUCAUGCUUCCAAAACUUUAAUAACACAUAUUUUCAUUUUAUUUUCUAAAUUUGAUAUUCUCUAAUUCCUGUUCAUUUUAUAAUGAAUUGACAUUGAUGUACAUGUUUUAUUGAUUUCAUUGUAUUUGACUAGACACAAUUCAUUCAUCAAGUUAAUUGAAACUUUGUGAUUCAGUUCUCUGGUAAUUCUCUGUCAUGCUUAUAGUUCCAGUCUGGCAUCAUUCCUAUAUUGGGUUCUUUGUUUGAAUCCAUGUACUGUAAACUAUUAACACUGGAAUUUAUGGAUGUUAACUUUAUUUUGCACCCAUAAAAGAAAUUAAAACCAGGUUCCUAGCUGUAACUAAAAAUCCAACAAGAGAAUACCUCAUAUCUAUGAACAUUCCUAUCAGAUGUAUUAUGUACAUGCUUGUUUGUUAGUGCUUGAUAUUCGCUCUGUCUUCUUAAAAUAUUGUCUCGAGAUUCUGAAAAAUCGUAAGUGUUAUGUAAGUAGUAAGAACUGAAAAUACAUUAUUGUGAAAAAUAACAGUAAGUUUAAGAAUUUUUGUUAACAAAAAGCUACUUUUUUUAAAAAACUUAUGUUAUUUAGUUAAAAAAUUACAAGUAUUUUUUGUAUUGAGAAGCUAUUAAAAAUGUACUUCAAUAUUACAGAUUACACUGCACCAAUGGAGACUGAUGCAUUCACUGCAGUCAAAGUUGCGUUUUGUUGCAACGAGCUCACUAAACAACAGCAACAGAUUGCAAUAUCAAAUAAAUAGUUUCACUAUCCUGAACUAUAAACAUUAAUAUUGUUUACACUUUACAAAUCAAAUAUAAAUUAGUUGUUUCCAUGCCAUAAGCUAUUAUGUAAUAUCAUAUAAGUAUUUGUAAUGGGAAUUACCAGGAAACUGUGAAACUUUUACAUCUCAAAUGUAUCUUGAUAUUGUAAAUCUACACUUGUCAUUUGGUUUGGCUUGACCCAGAAAAUUAUGAACCCUCAUGUUUUAAUGAAUUACAAUAAGUGUGUUUAAUUUCAUUACCGUUUGAUGAUGUAGCAGUUAAUAUAUGUGCUAAAUAAAUCUGUAAUUAAAUAAGUUCAAGCAUAGAUCAACUUUCUAGAUCAAGUUUUUGAAACAUAAUUAGUGGUAAAUCAAUACAAAACAGACGUGGCACAAUUGAUCAUUUAGAUGAAUCAGCAUAAAUUGUUGCAUAGAAUUUAAAAAUCAUCUGACUGUUUGAAAUGAUUUCAUCUAUUGACAUAAAAAGAGAUGUAAGUCUAUUAUAUAUGCACAAAGACUAUAUUAAACUGUUUAUAUUCCAA